Molecule: messenger RNA, 1069 nt
Organism: Culex pipiens pallens (northern house mosquito)
Lineage: Eukaryota; Metazoa; Arthropoda; Insecta; Diptera; Culicidae
Exons: 7
Coding region: 1-807 (268 amino acids)
Cellular component (GO): membrane
Source: RefSeq, a predicted model, not a curated record
AUGACGACGUCGCGACAUGGCUUUUCGCGGCUCGUUUGUUGUGUAUGUGUGCUUACUUUUAUAGCCAAACAUCCAGAUGGCGCGUCACUCACCGAGGCGUUCAACAACCGGCUCAUCUACUACACCCGGUCACGCGGCCUCUUCCGGUACUGCUACCCGAAGGAGAAGCCGCCAGCGUCAGCUGUUCAAAUCUACCUCUCACCGGUGGAGACCCACUGCUCCAACAUUGACUACUUCCCGCAAACCGAGGAGGAUAAAUCAUCACCCUCGUUCAACGAGGACAUUAUGGCUCGCCUGCACCUGGCCCGUUCCGUCAUUGCCGCUUUCGUUUUAAGUUUCGUUGCCAUCUUCUGCGCCUUCUGGACCGGUCUGUCCGGAUGCUGGAAGCGAUCUGCCGGUGCCAUUACGGCCACCGCGAUACUGAUGCUGACGGCGUGCCUGCUGGCGGCCGGCGCCAUGGGACUCUGGCACACCGUCGAGUUCUUCGAGAAGGAGAAGGUCGUUGGUGAUGACUUCUUCCAGAGCUGGACGACGGUUCUCCGUGACAACACCCGCAUCUCGUAUGACUGGUCGUACAUCGUGGCCUGGGCCGGCGUGGCGUCCUCGCUGCUGGCCUCGAUUCUACUGUCCGGAGCGGCCGUCUGCCUGCGGGGCGAACGUGAAAAGGAGGAACAGCUGAACCUGCAAUACCUGAUGCCCGUGUAUCCUCAAAAGCAGCCCCCCUACCCCUACGGUGGUUUUCCCCAACCUCAGCUCUACCCGCAGCCAUACUAUCACGGAUCGCAGUACGGACCGUACAACUAUUAAGUGUUUGACCUCCCCUCCGCCGCGAGGCCAGUUUUGAGUCAAAUUUUGUCCAACCCUCGAGGACGACCAUAUUCUUACCUACGAACGCGAUUUAGUCCCUUUUUGUUUUGUUUUGUAACUCAUCCUUAACACACACACACCUACACACAUUACACAUUCGAAAUUCAGUGAGAUCGUGAGAGAUCGUGAUGAUGCGAGAUAUGAACGUUUAACAUUUAAAUAAUAAAGCAAUUCGAAUGGGCUGUUUUCAGCCUUAUGCGCA